AUGGCAGACGGAUUUCCAACUCAGAGCCAAAUCGAGCUCUGCUCUCCGCGUGGCAAUGACUUUCCAGGAACCAGCACGGAAACCCUACUCACACGGGAUGCCCUGGAGCUGGCCCGGGUGGGGAAGAAAGAGGUUAUGAAGCGAAGAUUCCGCCUCGCAAGCACCGUUGGAUUCGCGAGUAGCCUGAUGAUCACAUGGGAGGCGAUGAUGAUGUCUGUCAUUAAUGAUUCUAGUGGAGGUCCCCCGGGGCUGAUAUAUGGAUACAUCGGGGUGUGGAUUGCUUUUUUGAGCAUUUUCGUCUCUAUGGGGGAGUUGGCCAGCAUGAUACCUUCGGCUGGUGGUCAAUACCACUGGACAAGCAUUCUCGCUCCGGCAUCCUCCAAACGAUUCCUCAGUCACAUCACCGGUUCCAUCACCAUCAUCGCCUGGGAGACCGUGGCCGUAGGCAACUAUGUCAUUAGCGCGAGCGUUCUACAAGGCACCGUAGAACUCGGCAGACCCCAAUAUGACCCCAAAGGAUGGCAUGUAACUUUUAUUACCUGGGGAAUUCUCUUGGUUUCCCUGCUCGUCGUCACCUACCUGGGCGUGGUUCUGCCAGCCAUCGAGAUCUUUAUCCUAGUGAUCCACAUCUUUGGCUUCUUCGCAGUUUUGUUCUCUCUGAUUGCCCUGGGUCCCCAAUCCGAUGCGCAGUCUGUCUUCUCUAUGCUCGUGGACCUGGGCAACUGGCAUGAUAUUACCCUGUCCUCGUUCGUGGGACUCCAAGGCACAGCGGUGGCAUUUGUGGGCAUGGACGGGGCUAUCCACAUGGCCGAAGAAGUCGAAAACAGCAGCAUCGUCGUCCCCCAAUCGAUGCUCCUCGCCAUCGUAAUUAAUGGAGCUCUCGGAUUCGCCAUGCUAAUCACCAUCCUCCUCAAAUCGGGGGACAUUCAAGCCCUUCUCGACUCCGACACUAAAUACCCCUUCAUGUUCGUAUUGGAAAACUCCACGCAGAGCAAAACCGCCGCCAUCAUCCUUUCCAGCAUGCUUGCCAUCCUAACUGCCUGUGCCGGAUUAUCCACCCUCGCCUCCGGCAGUCGCAUGCUUUGGUCUUUCUCUCGCGAGAAAGGAGUCCCGGGCUGGAACUGGAUUCGUCAGGUCCACCCCCGAACCACCCUCCCCAACCACAGCAUCUUCAUCAUCGUAAUCGCCACCGCCCUCAUCAGCCUCAUCAACGUCGGCUCGAACUACAUCCUCAACAUCACCCUCUCGCUCAUCAUGCAAGCGUUUUUCGCCUCGUACAUGAUCCCACUCUCCCUCCUUCUCUACCGCCGAAUGCAAGGCCACAUUGCCGACCCGAAAGAAGCAAACGCAGACUCCCCCGACAAACCCUACAUCUGGGGUCCGUUCCGGGUGAAAGGGUGGCUCGGCAUCGCGAAUAAUAUCUUUUCGAUUGUUUGUCUGGUGAUUAUGUUUCUGUUUGGGUGUUGGCCGUUGCAGAAUCAUCCGAGUCCAAGGGAGGUGAAUUAUAGUAUUGCGUUGACGGGGGGCGCGACGGUGUUGGCGGUGGUGUAUUAUUUGGGGUGGGCGAGGAGGGUUUAUAGGGGGCCGGUGGUGGAGGUGAGGGUUUAUGCUAGUUCUAGGUAAGGAAUUACUAGGGGGGUUUUAUGUUUUGAGGGGGAAGGAUUAUGUUCGUCAUGAUGUAGGGCUGGGAAAGGAGAGUCGGGGGUUAAUUACUUGAGGAGUGGUAAAUAUGGUCAAU
Aspergillus sclerotioniger CBS 115572 is the source of this 1738-nucleotide messenger RNA. RefSeq names its product amino acid transporter. The transcript is spliced from 8 exons. The record is from RefSeq and is a predicted model, not a curated record. Gene Ontology annotation, cellular component: membrane. NCBI's taxonomy places the organism in Eukaryota, Fungi, Ascomycota, Eurotiomycetes, Eurotiales, Aspergillaceae. Bases 1 to 1623 code for a protein of 540 amino acids. Gene Ontology annotation, molecular function: transmembrane transporter activity. Gene Ontology annotation, biological process: transmembrane transport.